Molecule: messenger RNA, 2584 nt
Organism: Cyprinus carpio (common carp)
Lineage: Eukaryota; Metazoa; Chordata; Actinopteri; Cypriniformes; Cyprinidae
Product: SUMO-interacting motif-containing protein 1-like
Exons: 5
Coding region: 293-1942 (549 amino acids)
Source: RefSeq, a predicted model, not a curated record
UGGACCGUAAAUCCACUAAUCCAACAGACUUCCGCAUUAACCGGCAGACAUUUGACUUGCGGAAGUUCCUCCUUCGUAAACCAAAACAUUUCCACCUAUGUGACACUGAUGUUGACAUUUACCUACGGGAUUAUUUGUUUUCGUAGAGGCUUGUUUGAAAGCAGUAGCUAACAACAAUAACUUCACGAUUAAUGUCCUCUCCUGGACGAACUAUUUUUGUUGCUCAAGACAUUUUUGUUGUUUGCGCUCUGUCAGCACAAACAUGGCUAAUGGGACAGGGUGAGGCAGGAUUAUGGAGGAUAUUAUUUGUGUCAGCUCCGGCAGCGAAGACGACUCUGAUCUAGAGGUCUUAAGCAGUUAUAAUGAAGAGAAAGAAGAUGCAGUUCCGUUCAUUCGAGCACAAUGGCUGCCAGUCACACCUGUCCUCAUCGAUAUCACAGGUCACAACUUCACCUUUCCAUGGCGAAGGUGCUCAAGAAAAGAUACAUGCUCCUCCCUAGAAGUUAUAGAUCUGAGUGAAGAUGAUCCUCCUGAUGAUAUUGAUGUACAGAAACCAUCUCAGACUUUGCCGUCAGUAGAAAGCAGAGACAUGAAAGUGCAUGUAACACCAGCAUCUUUUGGAAAAGCUCAAGAAUCACAAUCUCAAACCAGCGUUGGCAAAGAUGUGGCUAAUUCAGGGUGUUUUGUAGGAAGCAGUGUGCAGUCUGUGGCCUCGAAGUCACUCAGUCAGGAGAACACUCUCACAGACGUGCUCCAAAGAACAGAAGAUUAUUCGCAUCAGGACACAAAUUGUAAUUCAAGCUUGCCAUCUGAGCAGCUGAGCUGGGAUAAGUCUUUGGAGCAUUGCAGGUCCAAUGAUAAAAGUGAAAAUCUGUUUAAAUAUGAAUCUGAAGUAUUGAAGGACUCUAUUGCAGAUGUAUCGCAGAACACUAAAGACAUGCUGCUUAGUACACCAGCUGUCUGCAGCAUAGAAGCAGACCAGGAAGACAAUCUUGACUCACUGAAAUGGGAAGACGCUGUUCUCUCUCCUAACAAUCUUGACAGUCCAUAUUACUGUCCCAGUGAGGUUGAUGCUUUUAUAUUCUCUGAUUCAUCCAAUAAGUCUGAAGAUAAUAAUCAUCUGUUUACAUACAACAGUCAACAGUCAUUUCAAACUUCUGAGCUACCCUCUGCUACUCAUACUGCAUCAGUAUCCAAUGCACUUUCAUUAAAAGAGGAUGGUCAAACAAUGAAUAUCAGCAAAAAUGAGGACCUGCAUACUCAGGUUCAUCCCAAGCUUUCGUCCCCCUCCAUACCUACCUCAUCUAGGGCAUCGCCCUCCUGGAGCCCUGAACUUUUGUCUAGACAUAGUAAAGCCAACAGUCCCACAUCCACAGAGAUUCUUGCCAGUGACACAGCAGCACAUUCCCCUGAUCUGUCUACGCUGAGCUCACCAAGUAGCCUCCUCAUUUCUCAGUCUUCCUCUCCAAACUUUCCAGAGAGAACAGAGCAAAAGAGAAAUGAUGCAGGAUCUCUAGAAAGCCCUCCCAUCAGUCUUUGGGAGACAAGCAGCGAUGACGGCGAUGAAAAUGUGUUGGAUUAUGUGGAGUCAGAUCUUUCUGAAAACAACACAGAAGAUAGACAACAUAUCUGUCUGACUCAGUACAAAAAAUUGAAUCAGUGCAUGAGUGGAAUGGUUCCACACAUGGAUGACGAUGAGGAAGAUGAACACUAUGGUCCCGCUGAGCCUCUAUGCCGUCAGAGCCUUAGCUUGGUCUACAGCACCAUUGAGGAGAAUUACCCAGAAGGCACUCUUCAGCUGCUCUUUGACUUUAUUCAGCCUCGGUAUUACCCACCGGUGGAUAUUACAAGACAUCUGCUCAGGGGGAUACUCUUAAACCCACAAAGCCCUGAUGUUUUUGUUGUAGAGGCCUAUAACCUAUUGAUGAAGACUCAGAGGUGAGUGUAAUCACAGCUGUAGCUACUUGGCUGGAGUAUGAACAAUUUAAGUUUUCAUGAAAAAGUCAAGUGUAAAUCAGAAAUGUCGCUUGGUAAGUUGUGCAUGUGUGUAGAACUUACUAUUCAUGAUAACUUUUAUAAGUUGUUUGUUUUGUCUGAUAAGUACCACCCUGUGGAUGCUUCAACAGUCCCAUGGGAUUGGGAACUGAUGAAGUCAGUUAUGACGGAACAGGUAGACACAUAUUAAAAUAGCAUCAAGUGAUAUUAAAAAUAUAAUGAUGAAAUGCUUUUAUUUUUUCAACGUUCCAUGCUUUAUUAUCCCUGUCUUAAGGAUGACACUAGUAAGUUGCGGACGGAGGUCCAGUACCUGCUCCUGCAAUACGUGUUGCAGGUUUUAGAAGAUGAUUUUCAUUUUAAACUCAGGAGUCAGUGUCUUCAUCAGUCUGUUGCAAAGAAGAUGCUUUCAUGUGGCAAUGAAACAAUUGGGCAAGUCAAGGAUAUAAUAAGUUGGUUGAUGAAUGCUGCAAAGGAGUCCGUGAACCUCUCAAAAGAUGUGGAAUAUCCAAAGAAAGAGGACAACUAUCUUAAGAUUGUAUUAUCUCUUCAGAGGAUGUUAACAUUGGCCCUGGAGGUGGACAAGAACCCC